CUUGAAAAGAAAACACUUGUCAAAUGGAGUGAUGAUCGUUGUCGUGUCAGCUUUCCGAUAAUAUUUUUAAUUAUAUUAAAUUCGUUAAAUAAUAUCUCUAUUGUAGCCGUACUUAGUUAGUAGGACUUUAUUCUUCAUAUCAUGGCGCCGUCUACUGACUGGGAUGAGAUAAAAAGAUUAGCAGCUGAUUUUCAAAAAGCGCAGCUUAGUUCGACGUCCCUGAGGUUGUCUGAGAGAAACUGUAUAGAGAUUGUCACAAAAUUAAUAGAAUUAAAAUUAAUUGAUGUUAUUUUUACUACUGAUGGAAAAGAAUAUCUUACUCCACAACAACUUAUUAAAGAGAUAAAGGAUGAACUGUAUGUGCACGGUGGUCGCAUCAAUACUGUUGAUGUUGCUAAAGAGUUAAAUGUUGAUCUGAACCAGAUUAACAACAGUGUCGCAGAAAUCAUUAAAGGAAAAGAAGUACAGCUGGUUUCUGGGUAUCUGAUAGCUCAUUAUUAUCUAGAAAAAGUUGCAAGAGAAGUAAAUGAAAAAUUACAACUUCAAGGACAAAUAUCGGUUGGGGAGUUAACUCUACAGUAUGACUUACCAGCAGAGUUAUUGCAACACAAUGUGUUGGAGAAAUACUUAGGUAAAAUAAUUUUUGGGAAACAAGAUCCCUCUGAGCCGAGGACAUUCUAUACUGAAGAAUACAUCACGAGGACUAAGGCUAAGAUUCGUGGAGCUUUGAUGGGUCUCUUGAAGCCAACACCUGUAGCUGUUAUUGUAAACCAUUGCAACUUGUCUGACCGGUUGUUCUCAUCCUUGUUUGAUCAACUGAAUGCUCCUGGAGUGCUGACAGGGCGACAGGCUGGAGCUCUUUAUGUGCCAUCAUGUUAUACAAAAUCACAAAAUGAUUGGGUUAUGAGCUUUUACAAGCAAAAUAAUUACUUGGAAUAUGAUGCUUUAUCUCGUUUAGGGAUAUCUGAUCCCAAAGGUUAUGUUAAGCGUACUUUAACAAAUGAAGACUUAACUUUCCUAAGCAGUUGUGUAAUUGGUUCACAUAUUAAGCAACAAUUAGAAACUGCUCUAGAAGAAUGCAUAUCUUCUAAAAGUUAUUUGGAUGUUGUUUCUUUGUUGCCAUCUGUUUUAACUGACACUGACAUAGAGAAUGUUCUAGAUUCUCUUUUGAAGAACUCUAAAUCUACAAUACUAUUUGAAAAUACAGUUUUCAGUAAUUACUACAUCGAAAAUUUGAAGCAAGCCUGCAUACCCAUGACACAGCAAAAAGCCGAAGCGGUUGUGAAAUCGGGUAAAUACCAACAGUUCUGUUUGGAGAAGCAAAUAAAUAAAGCUGCAGAAUUCGCUCAGACAAGCCAUGUAGACCAUAAAGCCGAAAGACGUGAGGAGCGUAGGAGAAAGGCUGCAUCAGGAAAGGGAGGGGGUGGUACUCAAGGAAGAGAGACUAAAACCAAAGCUGUUAAGAAACAUGCUAGGGGUAAACAGAACGCUCAUGAUUCUGACUCUGAUGAAGGACCCAGCGUAACAAAGAAACCUCAAGCUCAGUUAGAGAUUAUUUCUGUUGAUGAUGUGGAAAAUAUAAUCAAAGAAACUCUUGAGAAUGAAGGUUUAGAAGACUUGCUGACUCGCAUAGCAGAACAUUUGCAAGGGGGCCUCAACCAAACAGGUUUGAACAUAGCUAAAGAAACUGCAGAAAAAUUACUUCAAGAUGCUAAUCAAAACAGGAAACAAACACAUACUUCUGCUCAAGACAAAAUUAAUAUUUUGGUCAAUGACAUUAAACUUUAUGAAAAAGGUUUAAAAUCUUUGCCAUCUGAUCAGCAGUCACAAUUUGUGAAAUAUUUACUGAAAUCACUUGGAGGCGAUAUUCUUGCUGAAUUCUGCAAAUAUGCUGCAAACCAAUGCAAUAUCACAGUGCCAGCAGAUGUUUUGACAGUAGAACAAAGAAACAAAAUUAUUAAUGACCUAUCAGAAGAAUUUACUAAGCCGCUGGUUUCUUUGAAUGCAACAUUAUCUGAUCAAAACAUGGAAUCAUUCUUCCAAGCAGUUGAUGUGUGCCUAUCAGAGAUGGGUAUGAUAUUGAAGAAAGUUGACAAAAAGAAAGACAAACUCUUAAUACAAAAUCAUAGGGAGAAGUUAAUUUCGGAGCUUGAAAGCUGUGAUGACCCAGCACUAAGUCUGCAUAUGGCAGUGUUGGCAAUUUUUACAAUUGUUACUCAAAGUAUGCUACAUGCAUCUGGUCGACAAGUACCCAUAAUCAUAUCAUUUUUGAAGACUCAUCUUAAAGAAGAAGACUAUGAGCGACUGCAGUUAUGGCAUGAAUUGGUGUCAAAAUAUUUGACAUCUAGUGAAGAAGACAAAACCGACGUUGAAGAAAAACUCAGCCAAGAACUGCCUUUACUGAAAAAUAUGGUUCAAGAGAUUAAAAAAUAUAAGUGAAUCUUAAUUACGUUACAUUUUGUUAAGGGUUUGGUGACAUCCCAAAUAUAUUUUUGUUAAUUUCAAACAA
This is a messenger RNA of Helicoverpa armigera (cotton bollworm), 2509 nucleotides long. It is a transcript of the gene Ufl1, whose product is annotated as E3 UFM1-protein ligase 1 homolog. Gene Ontology annotation, molecular function: UFM1 ligase activity. Gene Ontology annotation, cellular component: endoplasmic reticulum membrane. The transcript is spliced from 6 exons. Gene Ontology annotation, biological process: protein K69-linked ufmylation; regulation of proteasomal ubiquitin-dependent protein catabolic process; response to endoplasmic reticulum stress. Lineage: Eukaryota; Metazoa; Arthropoda; Insecta; Lepidoptera; Noctuidae. The record is from RefSeq and is a predicted model, not a curated record. The coding region runs from base 142 to 2439 and encodes 765 amino acids.